CCUUAAUCAUAUCUGGUAAAGAACAAGGUUAAAGACAGACCAGGUCCACAACAGAAACCCGAACAUGUAUAAGCCCAUACACCUGAAGGUUGAACCCCUUGCUCCCACACAAGCCCCCUAAUUGAACCCCGACUAGAUGACCUGACAACGAGAAUCCCGUGACUUCUAAUUGGCAACAGAUAAUUCGAUUCAACUCAUAUCAACAUACACAUAGAUGACAUAUGCUUUUUGUUUUUACUCCAGUACAGCUGCCAAGAAAAAAGCAAAGGUAAUAGUGAAAGUAAGUUGGACAUGUAGUGAAGGGUUGAUUGAAGGUUAGGUGUCGAUCAACUCAAAUGGUAAAAAUCGAAUGAGAGGUGAUCCAUGAGAAUAAUGGAGAAACCUUUAAGCAAAAGUACAGACAACUUGUGUACGAGGAUGGGAUUGCAAAUUCAACGAAUUCGGUGAUAUACAUGUAAAUCAUUAAUGAAUGCCGUGAUGAAUAUUGUAGACAAUUUAAGUCAUAUAGCACACAAAAUAUUGAUUACUUACACAUGCAUAUUACCUCAUCUUUAUCCACUAAAAGUUACACACGUACAUUUGACUUCUAUCUUCUCUGUUUCGAUAUAUUUCGGUCGUUUAUAAUAAUGAAGUCGCAUUAAGUUCAGACAAAAUUAUAUAGCUCUCCUCUAAUUUCAUAAAUAGGUAAACUUAUAUGUAAAAUUUGUAACAAAUUAUGAAAAUAGAAUAGUUGAUAUGACACUAGUCCCUUUCCAACGAUUGAUUCAAAUGUAGAUUUUUUUUUUAAUUUAUCUCGUUCAAAUUUGUUAGCUCAUUUUGUUAUUCGUAACAUAAUGUAAUUGUUAUCGAUCAAGAAUGACGUUAAGUUCAGUGAGAUGAGAUCUACUUACUAUUAUUCAUCAAGGUGAGCCUGAAAAUUGACACCAUCCAUUCCUUUUAACAAUUUAACACUGUUGAACCACAAUCUACGUGUAAAUUAGAGAUGACAUAUUCUCAAUCACUUCAAAUUCUCAAUUUUUUAUAUUUAGAAUGACAAAGCUAGCAACCAUCUCAUAAUACCAUAUGUGGCAGAUUGAGAUUGUCCCAAAAUUUCCUCCCACAUGCAAACAAUUAAUCCCUCCAUAAAUGUUGUCCACAUUAUAAUUCCGAUCAAAUCCCCAAAACCCCGAAAAUAUUCCCCGCCAUCCCCCAAUCAUACACGUUAGGGGCAAAACCGUAAACAAUCCACACCUCGGGCCUAUAUAUAAACACCAAGACCACGACUCAAAAAAUCAGUCAAACACUACUCCCCAUACACACUCCUCUCCUCCCGCCCCCCGUACCAAAAAGACCCAUCUACCCCUACCGGCCGUCGCCGGUAAACCCAACCCCAAAACCAUGGCUGCAUUCCGCCACAUUCCGCUCCUACUCACCCUCCACCUCCUCCUCCUUUCCGCCGCCACCACCACCGCCUGCCCGCCGUCCGACCGAGCCGCCCUCAUGGCUUUCAAAUCCUCCCUCCAAGAGCCCCACCUCGGCAUCUUCAAGUCCUGGACCGGACCGGACUGCUGCCACAACUGGUACGGUAUAAGCUGCGACCCGGAAACCAACCGGGUCGCAGACAUAAACCUACGGGGCGAGUCGGAGGACCCAAUUUUUCAGAAAGCCGGUCGUACCGGUUACAUGACCGGGACCAUUUCCCCGGCCAUCUGCGGGAUGAAAAGGCUCUCCAGUCUGACCAUCGCGGACUGGAAGGGGAUCUCGGGCGAGAUCCCCAAAUGCGUCGCAUCGCUCCCGUUCCUACGCAUCCUCGACCUCAUCGGGAACCGGCUGACCGGCCAGCUCCCCUCCGACAUCGGCCGGCUCCACCGCCUCACCGUGCUCAACGUCGCCGACAACCGGAUCACCGGCCGGAUCCCCCGGUCGCUCACGAACCUGACCGGGUUGAUGCACCUCGACCUCCGGAACAACCGGUUCUACGGGUCGAUCCCUUCCGAUUUCGGCCGGCUCAGGAUGCUGAGUCGGGCCCUACUGAGCCGGAAUUUCCUAGCCGGUUCGAUCCCCGACUCGGUUUCCCAUAUCUACCGGCUGGCCGAUCUCGACCUUUCCCUCAACCGCCUCUCCGGCGGGAUUCCACAGUCUCUGGGGCGGAUGGCCGUCCUCGCGACGUUGAAUUUGGAUGGGAACAAGAUCACCGGCGGGAUCCCCGCCGAUCUGCUCAGCUCGUCGGUUACGAAUCUGAACCUGAGCCGGAACGCGCUGGACGGGAAGCUGCCGGAGUUUGGCCCCCGGUCGUAUUUUACGGUGCUGGAUCUGUCGCGGAACCGGUUGACCGGCGGGAUCCCACCAUCCAUCGCGGCGGCGUCGUACAUCGGCCAUUUGGAUCUGAGCUACAACCAUUUAUGCGGGAAGAUUCCCGCCGGGUCGCCAUUUGACCACCUCGAAGCGGCGUCGUUUGAGUUCAAUGACUGUCUCUGCGGCAGCCCGCUGAAACGACCGUGUUUGGGUAAACAGUGAGAGAUAAAAGUAAAAAAAAAAAAAAUUAAAAUCGUGUUUUAUUAUUAAGUUUUUGUAAUGUAUUUAUUAUGUAUAUGAAAUGUUGUUACUAUAUAUAUAUGUUAUGUGUAGUAAACUUUCAAAGGAGAGAAGGUUAUUAAUUAAUGGAAUGUACUGCUGAGUAUGAUUAGCAUAAUGAUAUAGGUUAAUUAAUGGUUUAAUUUAGCUCGUUAAACGCAACUCUGAAGUCAAUAAGUUACUACUGUUUUAUUGAGAGUGUACUAUUUGGGUUCUUUUGUCAUGGGAACAUUCUCCAUACAUAGUGCAAUAUUAUUCCUUGGUAAAAUCUCUUUAUCAACAUGUUUACUUCAGCAACGAAACUUUUAAUCAAUCAUGUUAUACAUUUAUGCAUACAGUGGGAUAGUCAGCAACACAAUAAGUUAAUACAUUAUUAGCAUGCAACUUUAUUAUUUUAGUGUCACAUUUCAAGCAACUUUUGUUGUCACUAGUUUUUAUAUAAUUAAUUAUGUAUAUGAUCCACUAGUGGAACUCAGUUUGGGAGUCAUCAGACACGUACGAUAGAAUACUGACAUCUAACACCUUAUUAAUCGGACUAUCACGGAGAGUGCAGAGAAUCGAGAACGAGAGAGUCGAAGGAGAUCGAUCAUAUACGACCACCCUAAUCAUCACCAUUGUACUAUAUGCUUUUGGUUCUUUGGUCAUAGAAAACAUUCUGCAUACGAUGCAAUAUAUUUUCGAAAUAAUCUCCUCUCUUGAUAUAUUAUCCGAGUAUCGAAAUAUCGCAUAUAACUUAAUCCUUGGACGUGAAUAUUGUAGAAAUUGGGGAAGAAGAGUGAAGAGACAUGUAAACAUGGGGAAGGUUAGAAACAGACGAGACACUUCACGUGAAGCCAUUAAAGGGCGGAGGGGCAGAUGUCAGGAUGGGGUUUUCAAUAUCUCCACAAUUUUAGUAUAUUUUUAAAAGUUUUGGGAUUGAAAAGGAAGGAAGGAAUAAUAUCGGUGGCUUCCCAUUUGCCUGGUUUUGAGGUGGUCCGGCGGUCCUUUGCCACUGUGUCUCUGCCGACUGCCUGCACAGAAAACUGAAUGCAUGUGGUUGGAAUAAAUUCCAAGCUUUGAU
Molecule: messenger RNA, 3613 nt
Organism: Linum trigynum
Lineage: Eukaryota; Viridiplantae; Streptophyta; Magnoliopsida; Malpighiales; Linaceae
Source: the annotation of a GenBank genome assembly